AUGCCGCUGCUGGUGCCCCUGAGGCCGCUGCAGGCCGGGGCGGCCUGGACGGUGCAGGUGCUCGCGGGCCAGGGCCGCCGCCCGCUCUUCUCGGCGUCGCUGUCCAGCCCUGGGGAGCCCAGCGAGCGCAGGAUCAGUGUCGCUGCCGUGCACGGCGCGGGCAGCUCCACCGUGGGCUCCAUCGACGCGCAGCUGCAGAUCUUCGGCGCCGACGGGUCAUGCUUCGGCAGGCUGCAGGGGCGGCAGGACGACUACCUGCUGAUCGAGGCGAGCGGCAGGCCGCCGAAGCUCGCCGUGCGCGCCACGGCCCAGGGCGGCUUCGAGGUGCUGGAGCUGGCCCCGUUCGCCCCGUCGGCGCCGCGGGAACCGCCAAAGUGGGGGCAGUGGCCCGUCCCUGAGGAGUCCCGCCUGGCGGCGUCCGUGUCGCUGCACGGCAACGAGUGCCUGGGCGUCAUGACCACGCCCGGCGUGGACGCGGUGCUCGUGCUCGUCCCGGGGCGAAUGCAAGCUGCUGAUUGCCUCUCUCGUGGCCAGGGGGUUGGGACCCUGGCUCCUGCUUUCGCCCUCGCAAACACUUGA
Prorocentrum cordatum is the source of this 579-nucleotide messenger RNA. Lineage: Eukaryota; Dinophyceae; Prorocentrales; Prorocentraceae. The record is from the annotation of a GenBank genome assembly.